CUUGGGCCCUGGCAGUUGAGGAAGAAGAGUGGGAGGAGGGAGUCAGGACCCAGACCCACAGUGGGUCAGCGUUUGAAGAACCAGGUUGUGGAGAAGACUGGGCUGUGAGCAAUCAGGCUCUUGGGAUGGGACUUGUGGGGAUCUGGCUCGGAGAAGACGCGGCUGUGGGGACCCGGGCUCCGAAGGAGACUUAGGGAACCGGGACGAAUUUGAUUGGCCUUGGUCCUCACAGCUCCAAAAAGAAACAGGAUCUUGAUAAGCUCUAUGAGCUGAAGUCCAAAGCUCGGCAGAUUAUGAACCAGUUUGGCCCCUCAGCACUAAUCAACCUCUCCAAUUUCUCAUCCAUAAAACCGGAACCAGCCAGUACCCCUCCACAAGGCUCCAUGGCUAAUAGCACUACAGUGGUAAAAAUUCCAGGCACUCCUGGGACAGGAGGUCGUCUUAGCCCUGAAAACAAUCAGGUAUUGACCAAGAAGAAAUUACAGGACUUAGUAAGAGAAGUGGAUCCAAAUGAGCAGUUGGAUGAAGAUGUGGAGGAGGCAGAAAACUAUUGUCUCAGCAACAGGAGCCUAUCCUGCCAAUAUCACCAUUACUGUCACUCACUUUGCCUUCUCCAGAUGCUGCUGCAGAUUGCUGAUGAUUUUAUUGAGAGUGUGGUGACAGCAGCCUGCCAGCUUGCCCGGCAUCGUAAGUCCAGCACUCUGGAGGUGAAAGAUGUCCAGCUGCAUCUAGAACGCCAGUGGAACAUGUGGAUCCCAGGAUUUGGUUCUGAAGAAAUACGGCCCUACAAAAAAGCUUGCACCACAGAAGCUCAUAAACAGAGAAUGGCAUUGAUCCGGAAAACAACCAAGAAAUAACACACGGAAAGGUCAGGGAAUGGACAACAAUGUAUUUGGAGAUACUUGAGCUGAGAUUUCAGCCAUCUCAUCCUUGGAAUUUUUUUUUUUAAAUGCUUUACAGAGAAGCAUAUAUUUUUUAUUAACAGUGCAGCAAUAUCUAUAAUGACUGAGAGGAUCUGCCAAAAGAAUAAAGCCUCCUACCCUUACUUCCGGUCCCUUUUCCCUGACAUCUCAAAGAGGAGCAGUGUAUCUUCCAGAGAAGAUUUUAUUUGUGGUUUAUUAUAUAAGUGAUUGAAUAUGGGACAAAGCAUUAUGGUCUUGUUGGGUGAGACAGUAUUAGCAGGAUUUGUAGAGAGUUUUGUUUCCUCCUCCCUUCCCCCUUUCCCUGUACUUUGUAAUGUCAGUGUUUAUAUGAAUAUGAAUUUGAUUUGCUUUUCCAGAAUAAAGAAGUUAUUAAUCGAAA
Molecule: messenger RNA, 1302 nt
Organism: Marmota monax (woodchuck)
Lineage: Eukaryota; Metazoa; Chordata; Mammalia; Rodentia; Sciuridae
Gene: Taf12
Product: TATA-box binding protein associated factor 12
Exons: 6
Coding region: 294-857 (187 amino acids)
Biological process (GO): RNA polymerase II preinitiation complex assembly; DNA-templated transcription initiation
Cellular component (GO): transcription factor TFIID complex; SLIK (SAGA-like) complex; SAGA complex
Molecular function (GO): TBP-class protein binding; protein heterodimerization activity; DNA binding
Source: RefSeq, a predicted model, not a curated record